AUGUUAUCGAAUAUAUUUGUUCGCUUAUUAACAUCUGUUCGACCAGUUCAUAACUAUCAACAGCAUUUUGUUCGUUUAUUAAGUACAGCUGAAACGAUUACAAACGAAACUAGUAGUUCGAGUAAUCGUGAAAAAGGCGUUGUUAAACGAUUUUCCAAAGAAAAGGGUUUUGGUUUUAUAUCAAAAACUAGUGAUGGAACUGAUUAUUUUGUUCAUUUUAAAAAUAUAAAUGCAACUGGCUUUAAACAACUUGAACAAGGACAAGAAGUUGAAUUUAUUGCAACACAAGGUGAAAAAGGAUUAGAAGCAAAAGAUGUUAGUAUAAUUAGCAGUGGAACCGGUCGUAAGUCAGUUUUUGAACGCUCAUUCAAUAAUGAUUUUCCUCGAUCAAAAACAAAUUUCGAUACCUUUUCAAGAAACAAAUCAUCAUCAUCAUCACCUUUAUUUAAUUUUGGUGGUACUGAAUCUUCUAAAUUAAAGUCUAGAGAACAAGAAUCAACAUCAACAGAACAACCUUUUAAAUUUAGUGAGAAUUUAACAAGUUCUACUAAAGAUAAUUUCUUUUCUUCAAAAAAAUCACAAAUAACUUAUGAACAAAACCGUGAGUUAGGUUCAGUAAAACGAUGGACACCUGAACGAGGUUUUGGUUUUAUUCGACGAACCAAUAGUAAUAAAGAUCUUUUUUGUCAUGCUCGAAGCCUUAAAGAUGGUGUACAAUCACUUGAACCGGGACAAACAGUUGAAUUUAGUAUUCAUCAAACAGACAAAGGUGACGAAGCACGUGAUGUUGUUAUUGUGAAAGACGAAUUUCUUGAAAAUGAACAACAAGAUACGAUUUCAACUGCAAAUCUUGGUGAACGUCAAACAGGCAUUGUCAAAAAAUGGUUAACAGGAAGAGGUUAUGGAUUUGUACAACGUGAUAGUGGCGGAUCCGAUGUAUUUGUACAUGUUCAAAAUCUAAGUAAUGGCAUUCAAUCAUUAGAAGAAGGGCAAACUGUUGAAUUUAAUGUAACAAAAAAUGAAAAAGGCGAAGUAGCACAAAAUGUAACAAUUCUUAAUGAAAGACAGAAUGAAAAAAGUGAACAAUCAGAAAAUGUAACUGUUCGUAGUGAAACAUUAAAAUAA
Molecule: messenger RNA, 1125 nt
Organism: Rotaria sp. Silwood2
Lineage: Eukaryota; Metazoa; Rotifera; Eurotatoria; Philodinida; Philodinidae
Source: the annotation of a GenBank genome assembly